This is a messenger RNA of Stegodyphus dumicola, 1891 nucleotides long. RefSeq lists its product as uncharacterized. The record is from RefSeq and is a predicted model, not a curated record. Gene Ontology annotation, cellular component: nucleus. Gene Ontology annotation, molecular function: DNA-binding transcription factor activity, RNA polymerase II-specific; RNA polymerase II cis-regulatory region sequence-specific DNA binding. Lineage: Eukaryota; Metazoa; Arthropoda; Arachnida; Araneae; Eresidae. Gene Ontology annotation, biological process: regulation of transcription by RNA polymerase II.
GGACUGGAUUCAGAAAUUGCAUGUACAUAUGUGUGUAUACGCACAUACAUACAUUUUUGAAUUUGAUCCUGACAACAGAAAAGUACCAAAACAAGCAUGUGUUGAAAAAAUACUUAGAUUGUAAAUAAUUGUAGAGCUAUUAUGUUGUUAUUUCUUUUUGAAAGGUUCUUCCUCUCCCUGUUAAUUUGAAUGAGCAUGGCAUUUAGAUAUGUAUAUAAUAUAUAGACUUUUAUUUUAAUGAAAAUAUUAGAUUUUUGUUAAGCAUCUGUUAAACUUCAGAAAACUGAGGAAUUUUAUUGAAAUUUGGGUAAAUUGCUUUUUUGUGUGUCUUUUGUUAUGUGUAAAAAAAUUAUUAAAUCUCUAAUUUGAAACUGAAGUUUGUGAGUAAUAGUGGAUCUACAUUGUAAUACUAUCAUUCUGUGUCUUAAAAAUGAAUAUAAAAAAUAAAUGUUAUAUGCAAAUGGAAAGUUUACACUAUAAACAUGUUAUUUAAAGAUAUUGUAUCAUAAUCUUAUGCAUUUUAUUUUUAUAUUCUGAAUUUGAUCUUGUCAAGGAAAUAUAUAUAAGAUGAACUUUUUUUUUUUUUUUCAUUUUUUGAUAAUUGUUGAUUAAAUAGCUUUUUAUAGCAUCAUUAAGUAGUUUUAGAAUUUUUGAGGCAUACAUUAAUCUUUUUUUGGGGGAGAGAGAUCAAUGUUAUGAUUGAGAGCUCAGUAGUGGUUAAGUUUAAAAAAUAAAUAAAUAAAAUAGAAAGGGAGGGAGAGACAGAAUGUUAAUAACUUCAUUAUUAUCAAAAAAUUAUUAUUUAUUAAGAUUUAGUGUGCAUUUUUAUUAUUGUUCAAAAUUGUGAAUGUUUUUGAUAUGAAAAUUUAAUUAAAAAAAAUUUUUAAAGUGCAUUCAGAAUUUUAAAACAGAGGGUAAGAAACUGUUAUAUUUUAUGUGCUUGUUUCUAUAGACACCCUGGAUAUGAUAUGCUGUUAUGAUGUCCAAAUAUCCAGGUUCCUUCACUACUGGAGAAAGUAACAGAAGUUUCAAAGUGAAUUUAUUAACAAACAGUGAGACUAAAAGUGCUGUUUUCUCAUGUGAUUUUUGUUUUUAUAUCACAGAAUUUAAAGCUAAUUAUUUUAGACACAUGAUGAGGCAUACUGUUAUCAAAGGGAACAACAUAAACAGUGCACUUCAAUUUGGAAAGAAACUUUAUCCUGGUUCUACUAUCAAACAAUAUAAAUGCCAACUAUGUAGCUACUCAUGUUCCAGCAAAUCUCAUUUGAAGAGACAUACGUUAAGACAUUCGGGUGAAAGACCAUACAAAUGCAAUGUGUGUGGUAAAGGCUUUACAACAAAGCAGAAUGUGCAGACUCAUCUUUACGUGCAUUCUCGUAAACUUCCAUAUACAUGCAAUUCAUGCCAUGAAGGAUUUAAACAGUUACAUCAUCUGCAGCGCCACCAAGUUCUGUCUAUGUGUCAUAUAAACCAAACUGAAGGAUACAAAUGAAUAUUAAUUGUUUUAGAUAGAAAAUUCAAAAAGUUACACAAAAAUUGGAAAGAAGCUAUAUAUUUUGAAAAUAAAUGGUCCCAUGAUUGUGUCUGUCAGAGGUUGGAAAACUUCGGUUUUGCUUCAAGGAAAAUUCCAAACACGCCGUUUUCAUUGUAAACUGUGUUCAUACUCUUCAGGCAGAAAAUAUGAUUUAGCUCGCCAUCAACGUAUUCAUUCUGGAGAACGUCCUUUCAAAUGUCUGCAAUGUGGUAAAGGAUUUACAACUAAACAAAAUUGUAAGACACACAGGAUGACUCACAUGUAUGAACAUUUAUUCUGAUGUUCAGUUUGCAUUCAGCAUUUGUCCUAUAGCUUUACUGAAGCCUAUUAAAAUAUAUUCUUAAAAAUGCCAUAUAA